Messenger RNA from Trifolium pratense (red clover), 2089 nucleotides. RefSeq names its product glucomannan 4-beta-mannosyltransferase 9-like. Gene Ontology annotation, cellular component: Golgi apparatus. Gene Ontology annotation, molecular function: mannan synthase activity. The record is from RefSeq and is a predicted model, not a curated record. NCBI's taxonomy places the organism in Eukaryota, Viridiplantae, Streptophyta, Magnoliopsida, Fabales, Fabaceae. The transcript has 9 exons. The coding region runs from base 148 to 1734 and encodes 528 amino acids.
AUGUAAUGUACUAAGUAACAAAUAUAUUUAUGUGCACCAUAGUCCCUUAUCCUUUUACUAUAGUAUUUUUCUUUCUGAAAAGCCUUAUCCUUCUACUAGUGUUCUUUCAAGUUUCAACAACACUUUUUCAAUUUGUGGCAAUAAAGAAUGUUCUUUAUGGAGGCAUUUCAAGUAGCAAGUGAAGGAGUUGUCAUGCAACUUGAGUUUGUUUGGAAGCAUAUGAGAGAAGGUUUGGUCGUACCAAUACUGACAGUGGCAGUGUUUCUGUGCCUAUGCAUGUUAUUGAUGGAUUUUGCUGAGAAAGUUUUCAUGGGAGUUGUCAUUUGUUUUGUGAAGUUGUGUGGUAGAAAACCAGAGAAGCGUUAUAAAUGGGAGACUAUUAAGGAUGAUGAUGUUGAAUUGGGUAACUCUAAUUAUCCAAUGGUUCUUGUCCAAAUUCCAAUGUACAAUGAAGGAGAGGUUUAUCAACUAUCAAUUGGUGCUGCAUGUGGACUCUCAUGGCCUUCUCAUAGAAUCAUCAUACAAAUCCUUGAUGAUUCAACUGACCCAACAAUCAAGGAGUUGGUGCAAGUGGAAUGCCGUAAAUGGGAAAGCAAAGGUGUUAACAUAAAAUAUGAAGUGAGGGACAACAGAGAUGGGUACAAAGCAGGAGCUUUAAAGGAGGGAAUAAAGCAUAGCUAUGUCAUGCAAUGUGAUUAUGUUGCCAUCUUUGAUGCUGAUUUUCAACCAGAACCUGAUUUUCUCUACCAAACCAUCCCUUUCCUUGUCAAUAAUCCUGAAAUUGGUCUUGUUCAAGCUCGCUGGAAAUUUGUGAAUGCGGGUGAAUGUUUGAUGACAAGGAUGCAACAGAUGUCACUUGAUUACCAUUUUAAGGUUGAACAAGAAGUGGGGUCUUCCACUUAUGCUUUCUUUGGCUUCAACGGAACUGCGGGUGUGUGGAGAAUUUCGGCACUAAAUGAAGCCGGUGGGUGGAAAGAUAGGACCACAGUGGAAGAUAUGGAUUUGGCUGUACGUGCUAGUCUCAAAGGAUGGAAAUUCUUAUUUCUGUCCCACGUACAGGUCAAAAGCGAAUUGCCAAGUACUUUAAAGGCCUAUAGGUACCAACAACACAGAUGGUCAUGUGGGCCGGCCAAUCUUUUCAGGAAAGUAGUUAUCGAGAUUUUCACAAAUAAGAAAGUGUCUUUAUGGAAGAAGUUCCACGUUGUUUACAGUUUUUUCUUUGUUGCGAAGAUUGUGGUCCACAUAAACACAUUUAUGUUUUAUUGCAUUGUGUUACCUGCAACUGUUAUGGUGCCUGAGGUUGUUGUCCCUAAAUGGAGUUGUGUUUAUAUCCCUUGCAUGGUCACCCUUUUGAAAGCUGUUGGAACUCCAAGGUCAUUCUAUUUACUUGUAUUUUGGGUUCUCUUUGAAAAUACCAUGUCUCUACAUCGAACAAAGGCAACAAUUAUUGGUCUACUAGAGGCUACUAGAGUGAAUGAAUGGGUUGUCACAGAAAAGCUUGGAGAUGCGCUUAAGGAUAAAGUUGGUGGUACUAAAGUACUCAACAGACAUCGAUUUAACAUUGGAGACAGGAUUCAUAUGACAGAACUUUUUGUUGGAUUCUACCUCGUAUUUUGUGGCUGCUAUGAUUUUAUGUAUGGGAAAAAUUACUUCUUCAUAUUCCUAUUCAUGCAAGCGGUUGCUUUCUUCAUCCUGGCAUUUGGAUAUGUCGGCACUUUUGUUCCUCACUCUUAGAAGACCUUUGGUUGAUAUAUUCAUUAAGUGAUUGAUUUUAUAAUGAUUAUUAUUUCAAUAUAUAUCAAGUAUAUAUAUCAUAUCCAUUAUUCACAGCAUAUGUUAUAUUAAAAAAAAAAUUAAUUUAUUGAUUUAGAAAUAAAAUGUAUCAAAACACUUUUUUUUUCUUUUUUUAAUGGCAAAUAUUCAAUGUACUAUAGAAGUUCUCGUCUACAUGAGUAUUGGAUUAGAAUAUUGUUUUAAGAUUUAAGAUUUUGUACUUCGAUUUUAUUAUUACUUUUCAUUCUUUUUCCUCUUUACAUUGUAUUUGUUUGAAUAAAUACGCAGAAUCAAUAAAUGGAAGAGAUUAUACAAA